AUGUUAAACGAAACCUGCUAUUUCGAAGAACCACUGGAUUUUAUGAUCAUCCAUUAUAUUGCGUUGGCUUUGUCCCUAAUUGUUUAUGGUAUUUCGUUCUAUGUGCUAUUUUUUGAAACUCCGAAACAUUUUAGUAAAUAUCGAAAUUAUCUGAUUUCACAUAUAUUUUCUGGUUUCCUCUUAGAUAUAGUGAUGGGUGUUCUAUGGAAAGUCACAAUUGUCCUACCGGUUCCAAUAAUGUGCUCGAACACAUUUAUCUCUGAAUAUGCAACAAUAGUUUUCCAAUUACUACCUGUAUGCUUCGCUUACACUGGAGCUUCUGCGAUUUCGCUUUUUGUGUUCCGAAUGGAGGCGGUAAUUGUUCACCGAACGGAGCAAACUUUUUUGAGAAAAGUUGUGAAAUAUAUUCAAUAUGCGUUUUAUGUGAGCAUUGUUCUCGUUGUGAUUGGAACAGUAUUGAUUUAUCCGGAUUUGAAGUAUCAAAAAGAUUAUAAAUUGAAGAUGGAAAAGAGAUUCGGAACAUUCAAGCCGUAUAUGUGGUGUGACAACUGCUUCUUCUGUAAUUUUGAUUCCCUAACUUUCCGAUGGUUUUUCUACGUGGCUGUUGUUGCCGUAGUACUUGGUGGCUUCACUGGCGGAUUUGCGUUCCAUGUAACUGUGCAAGCACUGAAAAGUGUUAGCUCUAACCUGACUGCUAAAACUAGGGCAACACACCGGAAUUACCUAUGGAGUAUUUCUCUAGCGGCUGCUGUCCACGUAAUAUGCAUUGUUCUACCGCUUCUCGGAAUUCUACAAACUAUCAAUUUCAUAAUUAGCCUCAGCGAGUUCCGAUUUUUCCCAUUCAUCUUAACAUUGGUCAUCCAAGAGCAUGGUGCAAUAUCCACGGUUAUAAUGUUUAUGACAAACAAUCUGCUGAGAGGCGCUUUAAAGAAAAUGUUCUGGUGUGAGAAGCUGGUGGCAACCGUGGAAAAUAGUGGAGCCAAUAUAAUUGUUUCGUAG
Molecule: messenger RNA, 999 nt
Organism: Caenorhabditis elegans
Lineage: Eukaryota; Metazoa; Nematoda; Chromadorea; Rhabditida; Rhabditidae
Gene: srh-4
Product: Serpentine Receptor, class H
Exons: 5
Coding region: 1-999 (332 amino acids)
Source: RefSeq, marked reviewed